Molecule: messenger RNA, 1419 nt
Organism: Salvelinus sp. IW2-2015
Lineage: Eukaryota; Metazoa; Chordata; Actinopteri; Salmoniformes; Salmonidae
Gene: olah
Product: oleoyl-ACP hydrolase
Biological process (GO): lipid biosynthetic process
Source: RefSeq, a predicted model, not a curated record
CUGCCAGCCAAUUCACUAAGAAGAAGAAGAAAAAGAAGGAGGAAAGGAAGAGAAGAACCAGGAAGCUUUCGAUUUGAAGGAAUUGCUUUGAGAAAAUUAGAAUGGACAAGGUGAUCAACUGCUUCAGUAAGAGACCUGAUGCCGUGGCCAGGCUGAUAUGCUUCCCAUGGGCAGGYGGAGGCUCCAUACACUAUGCACGCUGGGGGAAAAUCCUCACCUCCAUUGAAGUGUUUGCUGUUAAACUUCCUGGCAGGGAGGCUCGAGCCAAAGAGCCCUUCUUUCAAAGCAUGGAGCAGAUUGUAGAUGAGGUCAUCAAUGUGCUACUGCCGGUGCUCAAGGAGAAACCGUUUGCCUUCUUUGGCCACAGCUUUGGCGCCAUGACCAGCUUUGCUGUAGCAGAUACUUUGAAAAGAGUCCACAAGCUGGAACCAAUUCACAUCUUCCUGUCUGGUGCCUCUGCACCCUACUCUGAGAUGCGUAUCCAAGCCCCAAAGAGAAGUGAUUUAUCAGACGAGGAGUUCCUCCAGUGGAUGACCAGGAUUGGUGGGACUCCCCCCGAGUUACUGGCCAAUCCUGAGGUUGUAAAGCUCUUCCUGCCCGCGCUGAAAGCCGACCUCCACGUGGUGGAGAACUACAGGUGUGACCGGCCAGAGAGUCCUCUCCUCUCAUGCCCAGUCACAUGCUUCGAUGGAAAGCAGGACAUGCCUCAUGACUUACAAGCAUGGAAAGACAUAUCAUCUGGAGAUUUUACAGUGCAAAUGCUACCCGGAGCUCACUUUUAUUUAAAAGACGCAGCCAAUGAGACGGUCAUAUUGGACUACRUCACGAAGUAUCUGGAGAUGGCGGAAAUGGACUACUUGUAGCUAUGAAGGGSACAGUGGCAGUAAAGGAAAUGUAUCAUGUUAUGUUUUCAUUGUAGUGACACAACCAGUUUUACUUAAUUUUUUUGAAGAAUAGGGAGUCCAAGAAGCAUUUCAACAGUAGUAUCUGUGSCUUUGCGCAAUAAUGCAAAUGAUGGAAGUAGGGUUUGUUGACCAUGUGAAUCUAGCCAAUGUGUUUAGGAUUUUACGAGUGAUGUAAGAUGUAUUUCAGCCWAAAAUGGAAUCCAGAGAUUGCCUGACUAGUCCUCAAAUCAAAUUUUAUUGGUCACGUACACAUGAUUAGCAGAUGUUAUCGCGAGUGUAGCAAAAUGCUUGUGCUUCUAGUUCCGACAUUGCAGCAAUAUCUAACAAGUAAUAUCUAACAAUUCCACAACAAAUACCUAAUACACACAAAUCUAAGUAAGGAAUGGAAUAACAAUAUAUAAAUAUAUGGAUGAACAAUGACAGAGUGGCAUAGGCUAAGAUGCAAUAGAUAGUAUAAAAUACAGUAUAUACGAAUGAGAUGAGUAAUGCAAGAUAUGUAAACAUUAUUAAAGUG